Messenger RNA from Lotus japonicus, 816 nucleotides. RefSeq lists its product as uncharacterized. Lineage: Eukaryota; Viridiplantae; Streptophyta; Magnoliopsida; Fabales; Fabaceae. The transcript has a single exon. The record is from RefSeq and is a predicted model, not a curated record. Gene Ontology annotation, molecular function: protein dimerization activity. Bases 1 to 816 code for a protein of 271 amino acids.
AUGGAAAUAACAAAUCUUUUAUGCAAAGCUUUACAACAACAAUCUCAAGAUAUUGUAAAUGCUAUGCAUCUUGUUUCAACUACAAAAUCACUACUUCAAAAGUUAAGAGAGGAUGGGUGGGAGCCAAUAUUUGAGAGUGUCACAUCAUUUUGUACUAGCAAUGCUAUUGAUAUUCCUGAUUUGAAUAGUCAAUAUAUUAGAGGUUGGUGUAAACCUCGUCAUAAGAAUGAUGACACUUCUAUGACUAUGGAGCACUAUUUUAAAUAUGAUAUAUUUACAGCUGCCAUAGACUUUCAAUUGCAAGAGUUAAAUGCAAGAUUUUGUGAUAAAACUGUGGAAUUACUCAUGCUUAGCUCAACUUUAAGUCCUAAAGAGGCAUUCAAGUCUUUCAAGGUUGAUGAUAUAUGCAAGUUGGUUGAGAAAUAUUAUCCAAAAGAUUUUACUGAUCAAGAGAAGAUUCACUUGAGGAUUCAACUACAACAUUAUGAGCUUGAUGUUUUAAAGCAUUUUGAUUUUCAAGAAAUUUCAACACUUUGUGAGCUAUGCUGGGUUUUAUCAUCUUCUGGGAAAUCAACAAUUUAUCACUUGGUUGAUAGAGUAAUUCGUCUUGUCUUGACUCUCUCAAUUUCAACUGCAACAACAGAGCGUGCUUUUUCAGCAAUGAAGCUUGUGAAAACUAGGCUUCACAAUAAAAUGGAAGAUGAUUUUCUUACAGAUACUAUGGCUGUUUAUAUUGAAAAGGAUAUUGCAAAGACAUUCACCACUGAAGAAAUUAUGGAAGAGUUCUACCAAAUCAAGAAUCGUAGAAGAACAUGA